AUGUUAUCUGCUUUUUCAUCCAUUUGUUUAUUACUUUUUACAUCUGUUCUAAUUGUUGAGAGUAAUGUUAUUCAUACAUGUCAAGCUCUAGUUGAUAAACUUGAUACAUGUAUGGCUGUAGUACAAUUUGGCGGUGAUUGUAAUUCAGGUAUUGUUAAUUUGACUGACACUGAUUAUGCAAAAUGUAAUACGACGAGUUUUUUUUGGUCUUAUCCACUUAAUAAUUUAACAUUAAUGAUUGAAACACCAUUUACACACCAACAUGAACCAUAUAGCAUCUAUCUCGAUAAUGAACAACUAAUGUCAGCUGUCUCACAUGUUUAUCGAAUAUUUAAUAAUCAAGAAACAGAUGUAACGACUAAAGAUAAAACACUUAUUCAAUAUUCUGAUUCAAAUUAUGAAAUUAUUCUUAAAUUUCAAGGUCCUGAGUAUCUUCAUCGAUAUGGUGUUAAUAUUGAUUAUAAUGUUCUACCAAUGUAA
Molecule: messenger RNA, 480 nt
Organism: Rotaria sp. Silwood2
Lineage: Eukaryota; Metazoa; Rotifera; Eurotatoria; Philodinida; Philodinidae
Source: the annotation of a GenBank genome assembly